Molecule: messenger RNA, 854 nt
Organism: Pyrgilauda ruficollis (rufous-necked snowfinch)
Lineage: Eukaryota; Metazoa; Chordata; Aves; Passeriformes; Passeridae
Gene: UPRT
Product: uracil phosphoribosyltransferase homolog
Exons: 7
Coding region: 1-564 (187 amino acids)
Source: RefSeq, a predicted model, not a curated record
AUGUAUCUCCUGCUUAUCAGGAAAUCCAGUAGAGGAGACUUCGUGUUUUCUGCUGAUCGUCUGAUCAGACUCGUGGUUGAAGAGGGACUGAAUCAACUGCCCUACACAGAAUGUACUGUGACCACUCCAACAGGACACAAGUAUGAAGGAGUCCGAUUUGAGAAGGGAAACUGCGGGGUCAGCAUCAUGAGAAGUGGGGAGGCGAUGGAGCAGGGCCUGCGGGACUGCUGCCGCUCCAUCCGCAUCGGGAAAAUCCUGAUCCAGAGCGACGAGGAGACCCAGCGAGCCAAGGUGUACUACGCCAAGUUCCCCCCAGACAUCUACAGGAGGAAAGUGCUGCUCAUGUACCCGAUCCUCAGUACUGGGAACACGGUCAUCGAGGCUGUCAAGGUGCUCGUGGAACACGGGGUCCAGCCCAGCGUCAUCAUCCUGCUCAGCCUCUUCUCCACUCCUCACGGUGCCAAAUCCAUCAUCCAGGAAUUCCCAGACAUCACCAUUUUAACUACAGAAGUGCAUCCUGUUGCACCAACACACUUUGGACAGAAGUAUUUUGGGACAGACUGACAGUCUUGGAACAACUGGAUAUGACUCUAUGGCAUUACAAGAGGUUUUUUUACAUUUUAUUACUAUUGAGUUGGUUGAGGGCAUGUUUAAAAACCUUUUUGGCCAACUAACUUAGGUUAGUGCUGGCCUGAACAGGGAUCAGGUACAGUGACAAAGCACUCUGGUUACAUGGUCAAGCAUCUCCAUGUUGGGGCUCUAUAACUGCCACACUCUGCUUUUAUUCCUAUUUAUUCUUCUCCAGCCUGUCCGUGGCCACCUGCAAGAGCAAAAUAAACCCAACUAAACCCCAA